AUGUGUGUGACAGAACAAGAAUUCAAAGCAAAGUGGCAAGCAAUGUUGCAAAAAUAUGAGUUGACAGAACACUCUUGGUACAAAAGAGUGUAUGAGUUGAAAGACAAAUGGUGUCCUGCCCUUUGUAGAGAUUUCUUUUCAGCAGGGAUCUUAUCGUCACAAAGGAGUGAAAGCACUAAUCAUGCCAUAGGAUUCAGAGCAAGUAAAGCAACUACUUUGACAAAAUUUUAUACCAUAUUUAAGAAGACAACUAAUCGUUGGAGAAGCACAAAGAAAUAUAAUAAAUUUACCUAUAGAAAAUCAAUAGCAUUCACUUCAUUGCCUCUAUCUAAAAUGCUAAAGCAUGCCACACAGGUUUUCACUUUAUCACUCUUUAGAAAUUUUGAAGAGGAGUUUGGAUACUCUAUGGCAACAAUUGUUCAGAUGUUAGGCAUAAUAAGAAUACCAGACAAGUAUGUUUCAAAAAGAUGGACUAAGUUUGCAAAAACAGAGGCAUGGGAUAGGUUGAAGAAUCAGGAUCCUAAACAGCAAUAUAUUCCAUGGAGGCAAACAAUGAUGAGGAAAUACUACAAUCUAAUCUUAAAAAGUCAAGAAAAUGAAGAGACAAGAGCAUUUAUGGAAGAAAGCUUCAGAAACAGUCUUAAAAUGGUGGAAGACUUACUUGCUAGUGCUGCUCAGAAAGAAAGUGCAGAAGCUGCUUCUAACAUUCCUGAUGUGGCAGACAACACUCAAAGCAAUACUGACGCUUCUUCAGCAUCGAGUACAAGCACAUGUGUACCAAUAAUUCUUGAUCCUAAAAGGGCUGUAACAAAAGGAAGAAGCAAGAGAGCAAAAGGAGGACUUGAAAAAAGCAAGAGAAAAAGAAAACCAGCACUGCCACCUCCAAAUUCAGAAUUUGGAUCAAAGACACCUAACUUACGACUCUUUUAA
Chenopodium quinoa (quinoa) is the source of this 930-nucleotide messenger RNA. Its product is annotated as protein FAR1-RELATED SEQUENCE 9-like. The record is from RefSeq and is a predicted model, not a curated record. The coding region runs from base 1 to 930 and encodes 309 amino acids. The transcript has 3 exons. Gene Ontology annotation, biological process: regulation of DNA-templated transcription. Lineage: Eukaryota; Viridiplantae; Streptophyta; Magnoliopsida; Caryophyllales; Amaranthaceae.